Exophiala xenobiotica is the source of this 1344-nucleotide messenger RNA. RefSeq lists its product as uncharacterized. Gene Ontology annotation, cellular component: Golgi apparatus. Gene Ontology annotation, biological process: GDP-fucose import into Golgi lumen; protein O-linked glycosylation via fucose. Lineage: Eukaryota; Fungi; Ascomycota; Eurotiomycetes; Chaetothyriales; Herpotrichiellaceae. The record is from RefSeq and is a predicted model, not a curated record. Bases 102 to 1154 code for a protein of 350 amino acids. Gene Ontology annotation, molecular function: antiporter activity. The transcript has 4 exons.
CUUUGUGAUUCUGACACAUGGCGUAUUGCUAAGGUCAAUUCAAGACCAGGUGUGAAUCGAGUAGCUACAGCUGAUUAUUAUUCACCUUGUGUAUCGAGAGCAUGUCGGACGCCCCUACCUCAUCGCCUUCAAGACUUUAUGUCGCUGCCGUCGUUGGCUUCCACAUCUCUACCGCUCUGAGCGUCACUAUUAUCAACAAGACCCAAUUGAACACAAUUCCAGCUCCGGUCAUAUUGCUGCUAUGUCAAUCCGUGAUGGCAGUCGCUUUCAUCUUUCUCGGCUCCAUAUUGAACCUCUAUACACGUCCGAAACUGGAUAUCAACUUGAUUCGGAGAGUAUCCCCACUUCUUGCCAUGAAGAUUAUUGCUCAGCUAUCGAAAACCUAUUGUCUUCUGAAUGUAAACGCCUCAUUCUAUCAGAUAGCAAGAGGCCUUCUUCUUCCAUUCACCAUUAUGCUUUCUUUUGCAAUACUGCAGAGCUCGCGACCUAGUCUGCUCGCUCUUGUUGGCUGUACUAUUACAACUUUAGGCUUUUUACUGGGUGUCAGUGGGGAGGAGGUAGGACAGACCACUAAUGCUGGAAUCGCGUGGGGCGUCUGGUCAUCGUUUACUACAGCUCUCGAAUCGGUGCUUGUGAAAUACCUUGCGCUCGAGAUCGGAGUCCUCGACCUCGUCUAUGUCACCUCCCUGACAACGAUACCAGUUUACACCAUCUGGACCAUUCUUAACAGCGAACUCCGCCAGGUCGCUGCUCUAGGCCUCACACACCCGGUCAUGAUAAGAUUUGGGGGACAGGCAUUUAUAGCCGGCUCACUGAAUUUCGCUCUCAGUGCGGCUGCCUACCUUCAGAUCAAAGUAACAUCUCCAACGACUCAUAUGAUUUCCACUGCCGCGAGAGGAGUUCUGCAGUCUUUGCUUGCAGUGACCUUCAUCCCGGGUGAGCGUCUCACAAGUUCUCGAGUGAACAGUCUCGCAGUUAUCCUAUUUGGCACCCUGUCAUAUACGAUUGUCAAGGAGAUGGAAAAGAGAGUCAAGGUUCAAAAAGACGCUUUGCCCUUCUAUACGGCUGUUGGACAGAAGGAUGAUGAUGGCCGCGCAGAGGCAGAUGAAGCAAAUGUCCCUCUUAUCCAGAUCACGGCUAAAGGCCAAAAAUGAGAACACAAUUCGGGAAGAUACACCAUAGUCAUCUUUCGCUUUCAAUUCGUUUGGUGGAGAGUUGCCAGAGACACAUUCCUGGUUUUAAAAGCGGCGUCGUCAGGGUGAGCGCCCCGUGAGCUCGGAGUAGGUAACCAUUGCUUGUGAUGCCAAGAAUAGGAGAUCAACGUGACCUCCGGCCAAACAUUCC